Molecule: messenger RNA, 2187 nt
Organism: Cheilinus undulatus (humphead wrasse)
Lineage: Eukaryota; Metazoa; Chordata; Actinopteri; Labriformes; Labridae
Gene: eepd1
Product: endonuclease/exonuclease/phosphatase family domain containing 1
Exons: 9
Coding region: 280-1950 (556 amino acids)
Biological process (GO): DNA repair
Cellular component (GO): plasma membrane
Molecular function (GO): catalytic activity; DNA binding
Source: RefSeq, a predicted model, not a curated record
UUGACGUGAACGUGUCGCUGUCAGAUGAGUGCGACCUGUGGACAUCAUCACACAUCAUCCUACAGGAGAGCAAAGUUUACAGAGGGCCACUUUAUCAGACCCGACCACACAAACAGGAUUUAUAGGAGAGGCUGAGACGGGGGCUGAGGCUGCGCGAGGAGCCGGCUUGUGCAGCAUGUAGGACCGAAGAAGAAGAAGAAGACCAUUGAGCUCCUCCUUUCUGUUCCAUCUCUCCGCUCCUCCGAUCGCUCUGAUCAGAUCCUCUCCAGAUCAGGAGCCAUGGGUGGGAGUCUGGGCUGCCACCGCUCCAUCCCCAAAGACCCCACAGACUUCAGCUGUGGGAAGCGUAAAUUCAGCGCGGCGUGUAACUUUGGCCACAUCCUGGUGAACCAGGAGCGGCUAAACAUCAACACGGCCACCGAGGAGGAGCUCAUGACUCUACCAGGAGUCAACCGCACUGUAGCCCAGAACAUCGUGGAGUACCGGGACUGUAUCGGUGGCUUUAAGAAGGUGGAGGACCUAGCUCUUGUGAGUGGGAUCGGAGCCACUAAACUGGAAGUGAUCAAACUGGAGAUCUGCGUCUCCAGCAGGACCAGCUCCUCUCAGCACUCCCCGUCCUCUCUGCGUAAAGACCUAGACCACCAGUCCAGCACUGGCAUUAACAUUAACACUGCCACCCCAGCACAGCUCAUGAGCAUCCGGGGCAUCACGGAGAAGAUCGCCAAGAACAUUGUGGCAUACAGGACAGAGCAUGGUCCUUUUAAGAGCAUCGAGGACCUGGUGAGGGUGAACCACAUCAACAGCUCCUUACUGGACAAAAUCCGCUUCCAGGUUUUCGUGGAGCGCUCCAGAGCGCCGUCUACCAACACAAAUGGAGGGCUCACCUGCACCACCAAGUCCCACCCAAGCCCGACGUCAUUCAGCCUCAUGAGCGACGACCUGGAUCUACCCCCCGGAGGACCCACCCAGAUUAUCUCCGUGCGGCCCAACCUGGAGCCUCCGUCCGGCCUGCGUGAUGGGAAACCGGUGGUUAGGCUAGCCACCUGGAACCUGCAGGGAUGCUCCUGCGACAAGGCCAACAACCCCGGGGUCAAAGAGGUGGUGUGCAUGACACUGCUGGAGAAUGAUAUCCGGUUACUGGCGGUGCAGGACCUGCUGGAUCGAGACGCUCUCGAUAAGUUUUGUGUGGAGUUAAACCAGGGAACUCUGGCCAGCGUACGACGGUGGAAAGGACCACGAGGGCUGUGGAAAUGUGUUGUCUCUGAAAAACCAACUGCACAUUCCAGCAAGGGAGUGAGUUACUCUGGCUUUCUGUGGGACAGUUCGUCAGGUAUCGACCUGAAGGAUACAACGGCCCUGGAGCCUCCUGUCGUCAACGGCAACGGGAACCAUACCUAUCCACGACUCUACCUGGCUCACUUUACUGUUGGUUCAUAUGAUCUGACGGUGGUGAACGUCCACAUGCAGGCUGCAGCUCCUUUGGGAGAAUCCAACGGAAAAAUCCACAACAUGGAUGACACCAAGAGUCAGCGCCUCUCCCCAAGCAUCCAGGAAACACUGAAAGCUGAGAAGGAGCUGGUGGUGCUGGGAGAUUUCGGCGCCCCUCCUCAGAGCUCAGAUCUGGAAGUACUGAGAAAGGAGAAGCUCAGCGCUCUGAUACCAUCCACCACCUACACUAACAUCAGCACCCGCUCUCCGCAGGGCAACCGCUGCCUCGACAACAUCUGGCUGAGUCGCUCCCUAAAGAAGAUCUACUCUGGUCACUGCAUGGUGGUGCGGGAGGCAUUGACAAACCCGUGGAUCCCAGACAACUGGUCAUGGGGUGGCGUGGCAUCAGAUCACUGUCCUGUCGUGGCUGAAUUUUACAUCGAUAUAUCCCAGAAGGAGCUGAGUCGGCCUGGUAUGGCCGUGGUGGACAGAGGAGACAUUUUACCCAAACAUGAACGAUGACAGAAUCCAUGGUGAUGAAUAAAAUCAGACUUUGUCCUGCCUGGAUAACACAGAGGAGUUAUGGGUUUCCUGAUGAAUGUGAAGACGUGCCAAGAUUGCCUUUUGGGUUUAAAUUUCUAAACAUGUGAUAGUAACGGGUGAGUAAUAGAGCCAUAAAAUGUUUAAACAGAGUAUAUAAAAUGGACUUUAAACAGAAAUGUGCCACACAUUUUCUAUCUGUGUAUAUAAUAAAGAGAA